Messenger RNA from Oldenlandia corymbosa var. corymbosa, 1086 nucleotides. NCBI's taxonomy places the organism in Eukaryota, Viridiplantae, Streptophyta, Magnoliopsida, Gentianales, Rubiaceae. The record is from the annotation of a GenBank genome assembly.
AUGGAGGAAUCAAGUACUGCAGAUGCAGAUCGCCUCAAGGAUCUGAAGGCGUUUGAUGAUACAAAAACUGGUGUGAAAGGGCUAGUUGAUGCUGGAAUCACUAAGCUUCCCGGAAUCUUCAUUCGACCUGCUGAUGAGCUUUCGGAGGAUUUAAAUGUUGGUCACUCCCAGAAGCAAGUUCCAGUGAUAGACCUUGGUGGGAUAGGAAGCGAUGAUCAACACAAAAUCAUUGUUGAUCAGAUAAGGCGAGCGUCUGAGGGAUGGGGGUUUUUCCAAGUUGUGAAUCAUGGAAUUCCGGCGAGUGUGUUGGAAGGAAUGUUAGAUGGAACUCGCAAAUUUCAUGAACAAGAUACUGAGUUGAAAAAAGAGUUAUAUUCUCGUGAUCCGAGGAAGAAGGUGAGGUUUGAGAGCAACUUCGAUCUGUAUACAGCACCAUCUGCUGCUUGGGUAGACAGUAUGAUCAUCAAUCUUCUGCGUUCCAAUCAACUUGAACCCAGUGAACUUCCUGAGAUUUGCAGAACAGAAGCAUUUGACUAUGUAGAACAUGUAACCAGGCUGGGAGAAACCUUGUUUGAGCUCUUAUCCGAAGCCCUCGGCUUAACGUUGGAGAAUCUGAAUGAUAUGAACUGCGCAAAAGGGCGCACAGUUCUUUGUCAAUACAAUCCAGCAUGUCCAGAGCCCGAGCUGACAAUGGGAAUAAACAGGCACACAAAGCCUUCUUUCCUGACGAUUCUUCUACAGGAUCAAAUUGGAGGUCUGCAAUUCCUACACAACAAUCUUUGGACCGCUGUGCCACCCAUAUCAGGAGGUUUAGUUGUCAUAAUUUCAGAUCUUCUCCAGAUUGUGUCAAAUGACAAGUUUAAGAGUGUGGAGAACAGAGUGCUAGCCAAGAAAACAGGACCAAGAAUCUCCGUGGCAUGCUAUUUCAUCGGUGUCCGUGAACCUCCAGUGACUUAUGGCCCUGCAAAGGAAUUGAUAUCAGAAGAAAAUCCCCCAAUUUACAAGGAGUUUACUGUCAUGGAAUACCUCAGCACAGUCUUUAAAAAAUCCUCUGGUCAAUCUGGUGUCGGAUUGUUUAAGAUCUGA